Molecule: messenger RNA, 1236 nt
Organism: Diaporthe citri
Lineage: Eukaryota; Fungi; Ascomycota; Sordariomycetes; Diaporthales; Diaporthaceae
Exons: 2
Coding region: 1-1236 (411 amino acids)
Source: RefSeq, a predicted model, not a curated record
AUGUCUCACGCGGGGAUUUCGGCUACAGUCCUGCUCUUGGGCACAUGCGAUACAAAACUGCAGGAAUUGCUCUUUCUCAGAGAUCAGAUCCGACGGCAAGACUCCGUUGAGGUCAUAUUGCUCGAUGUUGGCCGGGACAAUGUUGAACACGAUGCUAUCGACAUCACCCAAGCCACACUUGUCACGAAGCAUGGCGAGGGUAAAACGCCAGCCGAUCUGCCCCGAGGCGAGCUGAUCAAGUUCAUGGCGGCGUCUGCGUCCCGUGCCGUCAAGCAGCUUUUCGACGAGGGCAAAAUUCAAGGCAUUAUCACCGCGGCUGAGGUGAUGAGAGGAGUCCUGCCAAUAGGAUUUCCCAAGAUGAUUGUUUCCACUGUUGCCAGCGGUGACACGGGACCAAUAGUGGGCGAGACUGAUAUCGCAAUGCUAUACUCAGUUGUAGACGUUGCUGGACUGAACCAGGUGCUUAGGGACAUUCUCAGCAAUGCAGGGGCUGCGAUCGGGGCCGCUGCAAAGGCGUACGCAUCUAGGCAACACAUCUCACACGAUAGGACCGACAGAUCUAAGAAGCGCAUUGGCAUUACAAUGUUUGGCGUGACAACACCAGGCGUCGAUGCGAUCCGGAGACACCUAGAGUCCAAGCACGACGUCGAGAUAUAUGUCUUUCACGCAACGGGGCACGGUGGGAAAGCAAUGGAAAGAUUGGUGCGACAGGGACAGCUGGAUGCAGUGCUUGACCUGACUACGACUGAGAUAUGCGACCUACAUACCGGUGGGGUCAUGUCGGCUGGUCAGGAUCGCCUUGAAGCAGCCGCCGAGGCGGGUAUGCCGAACAUUAUCAGCCUCGGGGCCACUGACAUGACGAACUUCGGCCCGAGGAGCACGGUCCCCGAGAAAUACAAGGACAGGAAGCUCUACGAACAUAACCCCACCGUGACGCUGAUGAGGUCGUCGGCGGAGGAGUGCCGGCAGGUUGGAGAGUUCAUCGUGGAGAAGCUGAGGUGUUGCUCGAAGAGGCCGGAAAUGGUCCAGCUCUGGAUGCCUCUUGGGGGAGUGAGCAUGAUUGCUACGCCUGGCGGACCUUUUGCCGAUGAGGAGGCGGAUCGUGCCCUGUUUUCAUCUGUGCGGGACGGCCUGGCGGGAUCUGGAAUCAAGGUGGUGGAGGACAAGAGGGACAUUAAUGACGACGGGUUUGCUCAUGAUAUCGCAGAUGCGUUGGCUGGGCUGUUAGGCUUGUAG